Molecule: messenger RNA, 2472 nt
Organism: Colletotrichum graminicola M1.001
Lineage: Eukaryota; Fungi; Ascomycota; Sordariomycetes; Glomerellales; Glomerellaceae
Product: cytosolic phospholipase A2 zeta
Exons: 2
Coding region: 1-2472 (823 amino acids)
Biological process (GO): glycerophospholipid catabolic process
Cellular component (GO): cytosol
Molecular function (GO): A2-type glycerophospholipase activity
Source: RefSeq, a predicted model, not a curated record
AUGAGAUUGUUCGCGCUAUAUUCCCGUGACGCCAUGCGCCGGGCUGGCACGAUAGCCUUUCACCACAGCGUCAAUGUCGGGCGCAUCAGAACUCAUGGUCUCCUCGUUCACAGGCGACCCACGCUGUCGCGUCAGUCGAAGCACAGCUUCUUCACCGCGACUGAGGAGAGCUCGCCGCCCAAGAAGAAGACGUCCCUUCCCGUCGCCCUGCUCUCCGGUGCCUUGUUCUUAUGGCUGCUGUACCCGUCGGAAGAGUUUGAGCGGCUGUCGCUUGCCCAGGACGAGAGGAGCAAUAGGGUUCGCGAUGGCCAAGCCGGGAAAGCGACCGGCGGCUCCAACGACGGCGCCUGGUACAAUUUUGCACUCAAGUUCGAGACCCUGUCCGACGCCACCGAUAUCCAGUGGAGCGCCGACAAGAUUGUCGGCUUCAUCCUGCCAGAAUGGUCCAGGCUGAUCCCCGGCUACAUCCGGAAACUCCAGAGAGAGCUAUCCAUGGCACCUGGGUCUCUAGCCGACGAAAUUUGGCGAGAAGCCCACGAUCCCUUUGCCAACCCCGAAGUGCAAUAUGGUGCCAGUGUGAGAGUCUCCAACGACCUCUGCGACGAAGAAAAAGAGUUUCUGGCUAGGAGAAAGAGGGUCACCACUAUGGCCUUGGCUAAGUACUUGGAUCUCGACGAAAAGGAUGUCCACCCAGAAGACGUCCCGACUAUCGCCAUGUGUGGCUCCGGAGGCGGCCUCAGGGCCCUCGUCGCUGGCACCGGCUCUAUGCUCGCUGCCGACGAAGACGGCCUUUUCGACUGCGUCACUUACACCUCCGGCGUGAGCGGUUCCUGUUGGCUACAGGCGCUGUAUCACUCGUCUAUCUCGGAAGGUAGCAUGGACCGCCUCUUGCAGCACCUAAAGGCUCGCGCCGGCAUUCAUAUUGCAUACCCCCCCGUAGCUUUCCAAACUCUGCUCUCGGCGCCUACAAACAAAUCCAUCCUGAGCGGCCUCGUUGAGAAGCUCAAGGGGGACCCAGGAGCCGAUUUCGGACUGGUCGACAUUUAUGGCCUUCUCUUGGCGGCGAGAUAUCUAGUCCCCAAAGGCGAACUAGAAGUAAACGACCGGGACUUUAAACUCUCUAACCAGCGAGACUACAUCAAAUACGGACAGAAUCCGCUCCCCAUCUACACCGCCGUCCGCCAUGAGAUCCCUGACGUCGACCUCGACGGGAGCGGAGAGGUCCCUUCAACAUCCGAGGCAGCGAAGGAAGUUGCUAAACAAGAGGCCUGGUUUCAAUGGUUCGAAAUCACACCUUACGAGUUCUUCUGCGAAGAGUUUCAAGCAGGCAUUCCAACCUGGGCCAUGGGAAGACGCUUCGAAAACGGCGUCGACGUACCCCCUGAAGAAGGUUUCCACCUGCCCGAAACCCGCUUGCCCUUCCUCCUGGGCGUUUUCGGCAGCGCCUUUUGCGCGACACUCAGCCACUAUUACAACGAGGUCAGGCCCAUUGUUCAGAGUAUCGCUGGUUUCAGCUCUUUGGACGGCAUGAUCACCGGUUACAACGAGGACCUCAGCAAAGUACAUCCUAUCGACCCUGGCACUGUUGCGAACUUCGCCUAUGGUAUGGAGGACAAGCUCCCCGACACGGUACCAAAGAGCGUGUACAAGUCAGAGCACAUCCAACUCAUGGACGCUGGCAUGUCCAACAACCUUCCCAUCUACCCGCUUCUUCGGCCGGGUCGAGACGUUGAUGUUGUUGUGGCUUUUGAUGCAUCCGCAGACAUCAAGACCGACAAUUGGCUUGCAGUCGCCGAUGGUUAUGCCCGCCAGCGAGGUAUCAAGGGCUGGCCCGUCGGCGUUGGCUGGCCCAAGGCCGGGGAAUCAUCAAAGCAGGUCCGCGAUGAGUUGCUAGAGGCCGAGGCCGCAUCCACGCAGGAGGCAGACCAGAAACUGUAUGAGGCCAAGGAGUUCCAACACGAGCACCACGCUGGGGAGAACCAGCCAAACGAAGACACGCAGAAGGGACAGGCUUCCAAGUUUAGUCCCGGCGACGAAGAGUCCGGAGAGCUUGGUUAUUGCACAGUCUGGGUCGGCACAACUCAGGAGCGCACCUCGGAACCCCCACCUCAAUCGAAGGCCAUCGACGAGUCCACCUCCUGGCAGCUCAUGGAGCCCGACGCCGGCAUCGCCAUCAUCUAUCUUCCCUACCUCGCGAACCCCAAGGUGCCCGGCAUCAACCCGGGCACGACCGACUUCUUGAGCACCUGGAAUUUCGUCUACACACCGGACCAGAUCGAGCAGGUCGCCGCGCUCUCGAGGGCUAACUAUGCUGAGGGGCGGGAAAAGAUCCGCGGCACGGUGCGGGCCGUGUACGAGCGCAAGAAGAAGCUCAGACUCGAAAAGAUUGAGAAGUCCCGGAUGGAUCGGUACAGGCGGUUGGUAAGGCAGGGCAUGGCACACAAGCUGGGCGAAGGUGAUCAGUUCAGCUGA